UGCCAUAUUCAGGACCUCGUGAACUGUCCCCUAAGAGCUGGCCGUGUGCAGAGCUGCAGUCCUCACACGUGGACUUCCCCUUUAAGUGCAAUGUAGGAGAAGCUGGAGGUGGUUAAGACCCUGUUAGGGCUAGAACUUCAGUUUAACCCCAUCUCGCCCGGCCAUUUUCUAUUUCUUCAUUUUAGUUUUUGCCUUCCAAAAGCCAUAAGGGGUGUAUUCCUUCACCUGCAUAGCCGCACAAGAGCUUGGUUACUGCAGGACAAGCUGUAUUUCUUAUGGGGCCAUUUAUUAUUCUGUACAAAGUACUGGGAGUUACUCCAUUGUUUCAGGGCAUGCACUGUGCAGUAAUGAUACCUGGAUUCUGCAGGCUUUUUUCAAUCUUGGGGAAAGUGAGAAACGGGGACAUUUGGAUAAGAUUUUGACUUCUUGGGAGUGACUUCAGUUUCAUGUUCUCUCUGCAAACUUCAUGGAUCCUGAGAUCUCCAUCUUGUACUGCAGUCCUACACCUCUGGGCAUUCCUCAACGGAAAGUUCACGUUCAGCUCUCUCCACUGUAUCAGCGAUGUCGUCUUCCGCCCCCAUUAGAAGAACGGAUCCUUGUGGACUGGGAAGAACGUCAGCGAAAACAACCAUGGGUAUUUAAUGGAGCAAAAUUCAGGCUUCAUUCCGUCUUGCCUGAAGGAGAUGUUGGAACAACAGAUAAAGUCGCAGCUGAGCAGAAUAAGGAGAAGGGAAAUAAAGAAAGCACCAAGAGUGAUGGUGGAGAGGAGAGAGGAGAAAAUGAAGCUACCCUGGAUGAAGGCGGAGGGCUUACCCUACAUCUGGCGCUAACAUGUUACAGAGACUUCCUGGGAACAAACUGGUCAGGAGAAGCACAUGCCCUACAGGAAAGGGGAGGACAAGAGUUUGGGGACACUCAGGCCUAUCUGGCACAACCACUUGGUGUAGGAGCUGCUCUGCAAUGUAAAGAUGGACGCUUUGUCAUACUGAGAAGAAGCCAUAGAGUGGGAGAGGCACCAGGUCUGCUCGAUGUACCAGGAGGACACCCUGAACCUAAGGUGGUUGCUCCCAAUGUUCCAGAGGAAGAGCUGAGUUUGGAAGUGUUAAAACCAGAACUAGUCAUUAGAGAGCUGUUUUCAUCCAUUCUGGCUGAGAUACGGGAUGAGGUUAAUUUGCCCCUGUCUACCCUUAGCGAACCUCUUCUUUUGGGCAUUGCUUGUAAUCACACCAGCGCAGGACGACCUAGUGCUGAAUUUUAUGUCAAAUGUAGUCUGACCUCAGAAGAUGUGAAGGAGAGGUACUUGCAGGGGGGCCCAGAAGCACACGAAUCAACAGAAAUUAUUUUUCUUGAAAAAGAGGAUUUACUGACCAUUGAAAACUCAGAAAUGUGGAAAGAGUUGUGUCCUUCAGCAAAAGGUUGUGUGAAACUGUACCUCAUGGUGCAAGAGCAAAAGUCCUAAGAGUGGACACUGAUCGCACUGUUCUGUUUGACAUAAGGAAUAGCAGAACUUCCUUUUAUGUCAGAAAUAUGUUUACACCUAGGAUUUCCAUGUGUUAGAUAAAGAAGCACAUGUACACUUUUAUGAAGCUUGUAGCAUAUUUACUGUUUUGUAAUAAAGCAGUUUUUCAGUAUAGUGAAUGUAUAUUUUUUAAGUGAUUACCUCCUUUCUUUCCUGAGUCUACAACAAUUUCAGGCUACUUUCACAACGCGUUGUUGUUUUCCGGUAUUGAGAUCCAGCAGAGGAUCUGAAUACGACCCAAAAAAUAUUUCCAUUUAGUCCUCAUGCAUUCUGAAUGGAAAGAGAUCUUUCAGGAUGCCUUCCGUUCUGUCAGCAUUCUGUUUUGUGACCGGACACAAAACCACUGCAAGCUUCAGUUUUGUGUCUGGU
Bufo bufo (common toad) is the source of this 1888-nucleotide messenger RNA. RefSeq names its product nudix hydrolase 22 (gene NUDT22). The coding region runs from base 467 to 1459 and encodes 330 amino acids. The transcript is spliced from 6 exons. Lineage: Eukaryota; Metazoa; Chordata; Amphibia; Anura; Bufonidae. The record is from RefSeq and is a predicted model, not a curated record. Gene Ontology annotation, molecular function: GDP-mannose hydrolase activity.